AUGUUUGAAGGAUGGCUGAGUAAAAAAGGCUCAGUUAAAGGGAUGUGGAUGAGAAGAAAGGUGUAUUUUGAUGACAAAUCCUUUAUAUUAAGCAAAGACGAAAAUAAUCAAAAUAACGAAUUAGAAAUUCCGAUGAAAAAUGCCGUUUCAAUAUCAGAACUCGACAAUGGAUCGUUGAAUGUCGUAUUUAUGAAUAACCAACCAUUGAUAUUUUGUUCAAAAAAUGAAACCAUAAUAAAAGAGUUCCAAUUUUCAUUCAAAACAAUACUUGAACAACUGGGAAUUACCGACAAUUAUAAAAUUUACUUGUUUAUAUGCAAAAUCGGAUCAGGCUAUAGCUCUGAAGUUUAUCUAGCUCAAAAUACUCAAACAAACGAAUUAGUUGUUUUAAAAACAGCAAACAAGAAUAAUUCCAGUUCAAUGAAAGCACUCUAUGUCGAAAAUAAAAUACUAAACGAGUUCAAACACCCAAUGAUUAUUUCUAAAAAGGGAGUAGUAGAGAAUAGCAAAAGAUACUCGUUAUGUUUAGAAUACAUAUCAGGAGGCGAUUUAUACUUCUGGAUGAACAGAGUAAUAAAUCGAUCAAAUGAAGAUAUUUUAAUAAUAAUGUCCGAACUCGUUAUUGCUUUAGAGUUUUUACACUCUAAUGGUAUAAUAUAUAGAGAUUUGAAACCAGAAAACAUACUGAUUAACUCAUCUGGCCACAUAAAAUUAUCAGAUUUUGGUUUAUCGACCAUUUCGGAAACUAGUACGGAAAUAUGUGGUACAUCUUCAUAUAUGGCCCCUGAAAUGAUCAAACACCAGUUAUAUUCAAACAAAGUAGAUAUUUGGGCUUUCGGAAUUUUAUUGUUCGAAAUCAACUUCGGAUAUAACCCUUUUUCACGAGAUAUCAAAGAGAAAACCAUGAAAGCUAUAGUAGAAGAAGAAUUAAAAAUCCCGCAGAAUUUCAAUAAAGAUCUUUCGGAACUUUUACGAAAUGUUCUCAAAAAAGAUCCAAAAGAAAGGUUUUCUGUCCAGCAAAUAAAAGAAUCUGCUUAUUUCAAGAGUGUCAAUUGGGAGAAAGCGGCCAACAGAUCUCUCCAAAUAAAGAACCUCCCUAUUCACGAUGUUCAUUUGAUUCCAUCAAAUUUCAAUGGAAAAUAUACUUCAGAGAAAAUUGAUUUGUCUCAAUUUUCAUCUGAUUGA
Trichomonas vaginalis G3 is the source of this 1185-nucleotide messenger RNA. RefSeq names its product cAMP-dependent protein kinase protein. Lineage: Eukaryota; Parabasalia; Trichomonadida; Trichomonadidae. Gene Ontology annotation, molecular function: protein kinase activity; ATP binding. The record is from RefSeq and is a predicted model, not a curated record. The transcript has a single exon. The coding region runs from base 1 to 1185 and encodes 394 amino acids. Gene Ontology annotation, biological process: protein phosphorylation.